Molecule: messenger RNA, 1516 nt
Organism: Corvus hawaiiensis (hawaiian crow)
Lineage: Eukaryota; Metazoa; Chordata; Aves; Passeriformes; Corvidae
Gene: SLC30A6
Product: solute carrier family 30 member 6
Exons: 14
Coding region: 140-1495 (451 amino acids)
Biological process (GO): transmembrane transport; monoatomic cation transport
Cellular component (GO): membrane
Molecular function (GO): monoatomic cation transmembrane transporter activity
Source: RefSeq, a predicted model, not a curated record
CGCUCGUUGCCUCGGCGACAGGAACCUCUCCCGCCCCUUCCGGCCUCGCAUGGCGCCGUCUCUUCCGCUGCGGGGAGUAAUAUGGGGACAAUACACCUGUUCCGCAAAUCACAGAGAUCACUGGUUGGAAAGUUAACACAUGAAUUUAGGUUGGUUGCAGCAGACAGAAGGGUGUAAAGAACAUAUUUAUUCUCAUCAACAGUCCUGGAAGAUUUUACUGUUUGGUGCUAUAAAUUUAAUAUGUAUUGGCCUCCUGCUCAUGUGGUGCAGCUCUACAAACAGCAUAGCUUUAACUGCUUACACAUAUUUGACAAUCUUUGAUCUUUUCAGUUUGGUAACAUGUCUAAUAAGCUACUGGGUAAUGAUGAAGAAACCCAGCCCAGUCUAUUCAUUUGGGUUUGAAAGGUUUGAAGUUCUAGCUGUAUUUGCAUCUACAGUUCUGGCACAGCUUGGUGCUCUUUUUAUACUGAAAGAAAGUGCGGAGCGGUUUCUGGAACAGCCUGAGAUACACACGGGACGACUGCUGGUUGGUACUUUCGUGGCUCUCUUUUUCAACUUAUUUACAAUGCUUUCCAUUAAGAAUAAGCCUUUUGCUUAUGUCUCUGAAGCUGCCAGCACAAGUUGGCUUCAGGAGCAUGUUGCAGAUCUUAGUAGAAGUAUUUGUGGAAUCAUCCCAGGAUUGAGUAGCAUCUUUCUGCCACGGAUGAACCCUUUUGUCUUGAUUGAUAUUGCUGGAGCUCUGGCUCUUUGCAUUACAUAUAUGCUCAUCGAAAUCAACAAUUAUUUUGCUGUGGACACAGCCUCUGCUAUAGCAAUUGCUUUGAUGACAUUUGGUACCAUGUAUCCCAUGAGUGUCUACAGUGGGAAAGUACUACUCCAGACAACCCCACCUCAUGUGAUUGGCCAGUUAGAUAAACUUCUUAGGGAGGUUUCAACUUUGGAUGGAGUGUUGGAAGUUCGAAAUGAACAUUUCUGGACAUUAGGUUUUGGCACUUUGGCCGGAUCAGUCCAUGUCCGAAUUCGGAGAGAUGCGAAUGAACAAAUGGUACUUGCCCAUGUCACUAACAGAUUAUACACAUUGGUCUCUACCUUGACUGUUCAGAUUUUCAAAGAUGACUGGAUCAGACCUACCUUAUCAUCUGUGCCUAUUGCAAACAAUAUUCUGAACCUUUCGGAUCAUCACAUUAUUCCAAUGCCAUCUUUGAAAGCUGCUGAUAAUUUGAACCCUGUUACAUCCACUCCAGCUAAGCCCAGCAGCCCACCACCAGAAUUUUCUUUUAACACACCAGGCAAAAAUGUGAGUCCAGUCAUCCUUUUAAACACUCAGACAAAGCCCUAUGGAUUGGGCUUUAAUCAUGGAUCUGCACCCUACAGCAGUGUACUCAAUCAAGGACUUGGAAUACCAGGAAUGGGAGCAGCUCAAGGAUUCAGAACUGGUUUUGCAAAUGUCCCAAGCAGAUAUGGAACAAACGCUCGUGGUCAGCCCCGACCAUAAUAAACACCAUUAUUUAUUGUA